Messenger RNA from Closterium sp. NIES-65, 834 nucleotides. The record is from the annotation of a GenBank genome assembly. NCBI's taxonomy places the organism in Eukaryota, Viridiplantae, Streptophyta, Zygnematophyceae, Desmidiales, Closteriaceae.
AUGAUGCUGGCGCGCCUUACUGCGCUGACGUGCUUCUGCAGAGUAGAGGCCAUACUCUUCAACGAGCCACUAACGAAACCCUUGGACGACAUCACCGAGGCCCGGCAGCUUCUUGCGGUCAAGCUGCGGCAGCUGCACGACUUUCAGUUCGAGCAGUGCGUCGAUCCACACCGGGGCUCGCUCGACGAUGUUUACACGGAGGAGCAGUUCCGCAUUCUCGUUUCAGACAUCCUGCCGUACUGGGCCAAGGAGUACUUUCGGGAGCCGAUGAGUUUCCCCAGUCAGUCGCUGUGGAGGGCCUUGGCCGUGAGGGUGAUGAUCCUGAUGGCGCAUCACAUGCUGGGCAGGGGGAUAAGCAUCCGCGAGAUCCGCUAUUGCAAUAUGUUCACUCACAUCCUUCCGCCCAUCACGAACAGCAAGGGGGAAUCGUCGCUCCACGUUCUCGUGGUCGCCUAUCGCAACUCGAAGACCAUCAAAGACAACAAGCUCGGCCACCUGUACCUGACUCGACACAUGGACUUCCGGCAGUGCGGCUUCGGAGCAGUGUUCAUGUGGAUACAUUUCAUUUUCGACCUUGUGCCGCUCCACUACAACAACGAUAAGAUCGUGCCCCUCUUGGAUUUCAGCAACCCGGCAAAUUGGUCAAAGAAGCACCUGUUCUUCGCCCUCUUCGACAAGGAUAAGACCGAGUUGCCGUACGCGACUCAUGCCAAAUGGGUUACCUGGGCGAUGAAAAGCGCGGAGUGGAUCCUGUCGAAAGUCACACAUAUCUUUCGACGGUCUGCGGCACAGAUCCUCGCCGACAAAAACUGUGAACUCGACAACAUCGCAUAG